AUGGUUCAGCUCCAGCAGAAUGUUAUGGAACAGUUCAAUCCGAGGCUACGGAAUUUAAUAAACCUGGGGAAAAAUUAUGAAAAAGCCGUUAAUGCUAUGAUCCUGGCGGGAAAAGCCUACUACGAGGGAGUGGCCAAGAUCGGUGAGAUUGCCACCGGGUCCCCUGUGUCGACAGAGCUGGGCCACGUUCUCGUGGAGAUUUCCAGCACCCACCAGAAACUGGACGAGAGUUUUAAGGAAAACUUCAAAACGUUUCAUAAAGAGAUUAUACAGGAGCUGGAGAAGAAGACGGAACUGGACGUAAAAUACAUGAACGCCACCCUGAAACGGUACCAGACAGAGCACAGGAAUAAGCUCGAUUCCCUGGAGAAGUCUCAGGCCGAGCUGAAGAAGAUUCGACGGAAAAGCCAAGGCGGGCGGAAUGCCCUCAAGUACGAGCACAGGGAGAUGGAGUACCUAGAGACCGUGACCUCCCGCCAGAGCGAGAUCCAGAGGUUCAUCGCCGAGGGCUGCAAAGAAGCGCUGCUGGAGGAGAAGAGGCGCUUCUGCUUCCUGGUGGACAAGCACUGCGGCUUCGCGGGCCGCGUGCAGCACUACCACCUGCAGUCUGCAGAGUUACUGAAUUCCAAGCUGCCUCGGUGGCAGAAAACCUGUGGUGACGCCACCAAAGUCCCGGAGGAAAUCAUCAACAUGAUCGAAGAAAUAAAGACCCCGGUGUCCACCCCGACGUCCUGGACGCCUCAGCCCUCACCCAUGGUCGAGAGGAGCAGCAUGGCUGGGAAGGACUACGACACCCUCUCCAAGCACUCUCUGAAGGUGCCCCCGGCUCCUUCGGCCAGGGCCAACACCAGCCCUUUGAUUGACAUGUUCGACAACCCAGAGACCGUGGCGCAGAAUUCAGCGACUGCAGAUGACCCCAGCCUGCAGCGGUCGGUGUCUGUGGCCACGGGACUGAACAUGAUGAAGAAGCAGAAGGUGAAGACCAUCUUCCCCCACACGGCCGGCGCCAACCCCACGCUGCUCAGCUUCGCACAGGGCGACGUCAUCACGCUGCUCGUCGCCGAGGAGAAGGACGGCUGGCUUUAUGGCGAACACGACGCCUCCAAAAAGAGGGGCUGGUUCCCGUCCUCCUACACGAAGCUGCUGGAAGAAAACGGGAAGGAGACAGUGAGCGUGCCCUCGCCAAGCCCGGCCCCCAUCAGGAGCAUGAGCACGGUGGACCUGUCGGAGAGGAGCUGCGCGGCCGUUCCCAUCCCGCCGCCCGACUACCUGGACUGCCUGGCGACGAAAGCGGCUGCCAACAAGAGAGCCGACGUCUCCAAACCUCCUUCCACCUUUAAACCCCCGGCGUCCGGACCGGACCCCGCGUCUCCUAAUACAAACGGGACUGCAAAGCAUCCUUUCCUCGGUGGUGGAGAAAACCCCUUUGCUACUGUGAAACUCCGCCCGACGGUGACAAACGACCGAUCAGCACCAAUCAUCCGAUGAAAAGAUGGCCAAGGCCGCCUCUGGACCUGAUGUUCUCACUUGCACAGUGAUAGGUGUGGUGCGCGCUGUAACUGUGUGACGCUUCACCAGAGGGAGGGCGCUGAUUUCAAACGUUCUACUUGAGCAAAUCAAUGCAUUUCCUCAAUUUCACAUAGUUGGGUUUGCACAUUUCUGUCUUUAAAAAGAUAAAUUAGUUGAGUGACCAACUCAAUCAUUUAAAGUCUUUUUUUUUCCUAUUCUGUUCGAAAAGCAGUAAAUUUGGUUCCAAUCC
Miniopterus natalensis is the source of this 1759-nucleotide messenger RNA. The record is from RefSeq and is a predicted model, not a curated record. NCBI's taxonomy places the organism in Eukaryota, Metazoa, Chordata, Mammalia, Chiroptera, Miniopteridae.